This is a messenger RNA of Heterotrigona itama, 1503 nucleotides long. Lineage: Eukaryota; Metazoa; Arthropoda; Insecta; Hymenoptera; Apidae. The record is from the annotation of a GenBank genome assembly.
AUGGAUUUGCUAGGAUCUAUCUUAAGUUCGAUGGACAAGCCUCCUACGAUCAGUGACGAGCAAAAGGCAUUGAUGAAAAGUUGGUUGAAAGUUAACCUAUCUCGUAGAUGUCUGUGCGAUUUAUUGACAUUGAUAAAAUUAUUUUUACCACACAGAGCAAAAAGAGGAGUGUCAGAAGCAUCGAAAAGCAGAAGCCGAAAGGUUAUCGCUCGAACGUUGCAAUGUUUUUUUCUUUCUUCGUCGAUCCAGGUAGAAGGGAAAAUUAACAAAUUUCUUCGAGAUGACGAUGCGAAGGAAUAUAAAUUUCCUCCGAUGGAUCAAAUUCACAGGAGUAUAAUACACGAUGUUGCCGAAGUGGCAAACGUAUGGGCGUAUUCGUUUGGCGAAGAAAGCGUUAACCGUCACAUUGUCGUUUUCAAGAGAGAGUAUGCUCCGUCCGAAGAUCAGUUGAACGCAUUGCGUAGAGGAGAGGAAUGGAACGAAGAAAUAGCGAGAAGAUUGAUAGAGGAGAGAGAAAGACGAGCCAAAGAAGAGCGAGAAGCUGCUGCCAAACCUAGAAAACGGAAAGACAAUUUUGUACCGAAUAGCUGUUACAAGGACAAGUAUCAACAUUUAAUCGGGAAAGAAGCUGCGCUGGCCGCAGCGAGAAAGACGGAAGCUAAUAGUAGUUACGGCUGUGUCCCUAGUGAAAAUAAGAAGGAUCAACGAAGUAUAGAGCAGACAUUGGCAGACAUACGAGCUAAGAAAAGGAAGUUGCAAACUAUCAAGGAGUCGGAACAUAUAGACAAAUGUCCAAAUAGAACUGUAUAAUAUUUAAUAUUCGUUUAAUUUUUGACCUGUAAAUAUUUCAUAUCAAUUGUAACAGGAAAUCAUAUAUUUCGAUGCAAAACUAUUCGCACUUUCUCGAUUGUAACGCACGUAUUCUUACUUUUUCUCUCUGUAUAACGAGUGUUGUUUUACGUACCUGCUGCGAUGGAAACAGGGAAAAAUGUUAAAACCCGAUAUGUGUAAUUGCUAAAAGAAAUUCAAAUUAACUUGUAUGUACGAUGUAAUACAGACACGGCGCUUGUACCGUGAAACGUUCUAUUGUUUUCUUUGUAAAUUGUUUUCCACGCUUCUACGCGUACACUCGCGACUUUACUUUGUUGUUAAAUAUAUUCCGUGGCAGAAUAUUUUGGUAUCGCGGUUUUAGAAGCAGAUUUUGGUUUGGUCGGAGACGAUGAAUCGAACGCGAUUUGUUCCUUUAGAGCCAACAGUUUCUUAAAGAUUUGAUUCGUCGUUGAUUCGUAUAACUCUAGUCCUCGCAUGAUCACAACAUCUCGAAUGUACGAAGCAUUAUCGUGCACCAAUUGUUUCUAAAGAUACGAAUUAAAGAGAAACAAGUAUUUAUUCGAACGUUGAGAGUCGUGACGAAGAGACAAGAUGUUCUAUAUAUGUAUAUGUAUGUGUAGAAAAAAAAAUAUAUAUAUAUAUAAUAUACAGAAAAAAAGAAGAAAACUCUAA